Molecule: messenger RNA, 3625 nt
Organism: Girardinichthys multiradiatus
Lineage: Eukaryota; Metazoa; Chordata; Actinopteri; Cyprinodontiformes; Goodeidae
Product: aspartyl/asparaginyl beta-hydroxylase-like
Exons: 12
Coding region: 120-1550 (476 amino acids)
Biological process (GO): peptidyl-aspartic acid hydroxylation
Cellular component (GO): membrane; endoplasmic reticulum
Molecular function (GO): peptidyl-aspartic acid 3-dioxygenase activity
Source: RefSeq, a predicted model, not a curated record
ACCUCAAAGAAAACAAGUCAGGAGGGAAGGGCCAGAUAGAAACACAAAGGAAGAAGCAAAGGCGGGGACUAAAAGCCGCUCUUUUCACUUAAGUUAAGUCAAGCUCUCAUACUGGAGGGAUGGGUGAUCCGGCAAACCUGGUGGAUUCCGUCACACCGCCUGUUGUCACAGCGAUUCCUGCAGGAAAAAUGCAAGAUGCUACUAAAACCCAGUCAGCCAGUAAGAAUGGGAAGAAGGCAGACUCUGGCUCCAGCAGCAGCAGUUUCUUCACCUGGUUCAUCGUGCUGGCCCUGCUUGGUGUCUGGACAUCUGUAGCUGUGGUCUACUUUGACUUGGUUGACUAUCAAGGAGUUCUUGACAAGGCUAAGGGCAUACAGAUUAACCUGUCUGAAACAUUGCAAGGUAAACUGGCAGCAUACGACACAGAUGGAGACGGGGACUUUGAUGUUGAGGAUGCCAAAGUGCUGCUUGGGCUGAAAGAGAAGGCUGUUGUCACCACCACCUGUAGCCAGGAGGCUGCUUCUCCUGUGGAUGCUGAUGAACCUGAACAAACACCUGAAGCCAUAAUUGAAGUUGACCCUGUGCCUGUGGAAGAUGUGACUGAGGAAGAGAUUGAAGCUGUUGUGGCAGAAAAUACUGUUGCGCAAUCACCAGAACCUGAAGUACCUGCUGAACCUGAGGUGGUAGCACCUGAGCCUGAACCAGAGCCCGUGGAGAUUCCUGAGGUGAUGGAGGAAGAUCCAGAGGUGCUUGAGGAGGAGCUUCCUUCUGUGGAUGAGGAUACACCUGAAGACCAGGCUGAGGAGGAGGUUGCUCCUGAAGAGGACGAGGCAGCAGCUGGGGAGGAAGCAGAGGAAAUGGCAGGAGAUGAGCCAGCUGAGGAACCAACAGAAGAGGCCAGGGAUGCACUCGAGGAAUCUUUUUACGAGGCAGUGGAACUAACCGAGGUGAAUUCUGAUGACUCCAUAGAAUGGGAGAGUGUUCCUGUUGAAGAAUCUGUUGAGGAGCCAGUUGAGCUGGAGGAUACUCCAGCUGAAGAAGAGGCAGAGGAGACCUUUACAGAAGAAGCUGUUGAGGAAGUAGCAGCCACAGAAGAGGAGACUGCUCCCUCAGAAGAAUCUGCAGAAGAAGCUGUCGAAGAUGUGGCUGAACUGGACGAGGUGGGGGAAGCUCAUUCAGAGGAGCCUGCUGGGGAGGUGGCACCAGAAGAGGCUUUUGUUGCAGAAGAUGAAGCUGUGGAAGAGACUGCAUUCGCAGAGGAACCUGCUAUAGAAGAAGUAGCUGUGGAGGAGGACACAUUCUUAGCGGAACAAACUACAGAAGAAGAAGCUGUUGAGCAGCAAACUGAUGAUGAAGAGGCAGUUACAGAAGAGGAAAUCGAGGAGGCCACCGAUGAAGCUGGCAUGGAGGCAGCUCCUGAAGAAUUAGAUGAAGAUCAAACAUUUCCAGACACAGAUGAAAUGACAGAAGAGGUAGAGGAAACAGAGGAAGCUGCAGCAGCCUUUGCUGAGACAGAGGAACAGCUUAAGGAUGAGCCCACAGAAACGUAGAGGCAGCAGCAGUCACUGUGCUGAUGGAGCCGCGACCCACUAUGGAUCGGCACUAUCUGAGCAUGCUCAGAAUGAUGCAUCUCUCCACGUACAGAGAAGUUUCCAUGACAACCCUACUCCCAUCUUCAAUUCCUCUUUUUAGAACGUUCCUUUAGUAAAAUGUGAGAUGAUGGAUGAAUUGUUUACUAAUAUGGUAUUUCUCAGUUUCAUUCCUUUAUGCAUCCUUUUUUUUUAUUUUGCAUGUAAAUUGCCCGAUUUGCUGACAGUUUUGAGGGAUAUGUGUGUCUACCCUACAGUAUCAAACAAUUUCUCAGCUUCAUUUUCAAGUCUGAAUAUUUUUUGUUUUUAUAUGGAGCCAGAUUCUGCUGCAGUUUUAUUAACGUUUGUGUAUUCAAACUUUGAGGUCUGGGGGCGACAAAAUCUAAAACAAUUGCUCUGAGUGCAGCCGGAAACCCUUUCUGCCUUCCGACCAGUAACACUCUUUUCUUUUUGUCUAGUUAGUCCAGUCAACUCUGCUCCUUCUCAUCAUACUCUCAAUAAAAUGUAAGAUCAACUCUGGCCAGUUUAGAUUCUAUGCAAAGGGGUGCUAGCAUGCCCUCCCCACUCCUGACCAGGUAAAAUACCACUCCUGGAUGAGCCAUAUGCUAAGACUCUGAGGGAAAGGUGUGUGUGUGUGUGUGUGUGUGUGUGUGUGUGUGUGUGUGUGUGUCUGCACGCAGUUGGGUUUGUCUGUUGAUGAGCGUUUAUCCAAUCAGUUCUUUCUGAGCCCUUGUAAUCAGGUUGUGCCGUUUAUUUCGAGACUUUACUCCUCUCGUUCUUCCCCUCAGUGUGAUUGUGUAUUUCUUCUGUAAACUCCUAGCUGUUUCUUUAUCUCAUUACCUGAAAAGAAAAUAAGUGUUCUUAAGUUUUAAAUGAAAACUUGAGGUCAUUAAGUCUGAACUGUGAUGAACAUGAUGUCCUGUAGAACAUGCACUACUUUUCCCUUCAACAUGCCAGCUGUGGAUUCAGGCAGGAUUAAAGCAUCCAAACGCUCCUGUAAAACAUGACUCACCUCCGACUCAUGAAGGGUCACAGAUCAGCCGUUAUGUUUUUGAGGAAAUCCGACUUCAGCUAGCUGUGGGUCAAAUAGUAUUGUUUAACAUGGGGAAAUGUACUUCCUGCUUCUGUCCUAAAGGGACAACUAGGGACAAUUUUAUUUGAUCAUUUCCGUUUACCUUUGUGACAUGUGGACCUAAUGAAAUAUCAGACAAAUUCACUGAACUUUACAUUAACUCAGAAUACAGAGCAUUUAGCAGGCUAAUCUGCAAAUAAAAUCAGCAUCCAUCACCAUGGAUCCGAUGAGGUCCAAACCACACACUACCAAACUGAGAUACUGACCAAACUGUUCAGUCCAUGAAUCGCUAGUUUGAAAGGAGCAGCUUGGUUUUUGGUGUCACAGUCCCUGUUUGUCUCUAAUCCUAUAACGAUCACUUUGUUUAAGGAUGUGUGCUAGCUGUGUUUUUUUGUCCUGGUUUGUUCGACGUCUCACUCUUAAGGCGUGGACUGAAAGACCUUUUUAUUGUUGAACAUUACAAACUUUAGUAAAAGAGCUUCUAGAUUUUUAAAAUGAACAUUUAUAAAAGUAUGAGAAAAGAUGUGAAUUUAACUUUUCAGAAAAAUCUUUUAAGAAGCCAUAAGCUGUUUGACAGCCAGGUUGGAGGGACCAGGCCACUUUCAUUGUAUAACAAAACAAAAGGAGGCACAAUUGCCUAAAAGGCACAGAGCAGCCAGAUCACACCAGAGAAUCCCUGUGAAACAGUUCAUUAGUAAUGUGUAAUCUACAGUGCCUGAGCAUCCGGACCCUGUGCAGGGUCUUCAAGCAUCAGGAGGUACAAGUGUGCAGGGAAGCAUACAUUAGAACUGGCUGCCUCUGUCUCAGUGUUUUCUGUUUUUCAGCCUGCUGCUGUUCUCUGGACAGUGACUGUAGUAAAUAAAUUAUUCUGAUGCCACGAUGGUUUGUUUUUAAUUUUUGAAGUGGCAUCAUUUUCUGUAAAAACUGUUUUGGAAGCUAUAAUAAAAGGUUUGGGACAAACAUG